ACUAAAUUUUCACUAAGGGGAUCCAUGCCACAUAGACUGAUGAUGAUCAUCAGUCAUGCCGGAUACAAUUACUCAUUUCAAUAUGGCUCUCUUCACUGGCACUUUUCACCCCUUCACUUAUUCUUACUUGGAAGUUGGAACAUUGGCACCGGCUUUAUUCUCCUCCUUAACUCCAUUAAACCGGUUUCGCCCCCCCGUCAAGCAAAGACCACUAAUUAAAGACAGUUCUCCGAAUCCAUCUGUAUAGACGGCCCAAAUGGCAGCCUCAGGAACCAGCUCCACCGCCGGUGCACCCUCGGUUAGCCACCACGACGCUUUCAGAGCAUUGUUAAAUCGAAGGAAAGGUCAUUUACCUCAAGUCCUUGUCGAGUACUUGGGACGCCCGCAAGGGGACCAUCUGGGGCACAUAGACGUCGACGGCAACACAGUUCUCCAUUUUCUGGCCAUCGACGGCGAUGAAUCCGCCUUCAAAGAACUCUCCGAAAAGGGCCUGAUAACGAGCGAAAUGCAGAGGAUAGGAAACUUCAGGGGCAACACGGCGCUGCACGAAGCCGCCAGGUUUGGGCACCUCAGUGUCGUCAAAAUCAUGUUGGAGAAGGAAGAAGGCUUGGCUUUGGCACGCAACAACUUGGGCGAGACGCCGCUUUACGUUGCCGUUGCAGCCGGUAAGAAAGAUGUGUAUGAUUUUGUGAAGCAGAAACUAGUAGGCAAGGAAAACGAUGUGACGAGGAGAAACGACGGCAGCUCUCUUCUCCACGCUGCCGUGGUCGCAGAAUAUUAUGAUCUGGCUUUGGAGAUAGUGAAAUCAUUUCCUCGUCUUGUAGGAGCACACGAUGAGAAAGGAAUAACUGCAAUGAGUGUGCUAGCCAGCAAGCCGCUUUCCUUCAAAAGUGGGUCCGCGUAUUCGUUCAUAAAUCUUGGCAGUAGAUCUUUUAUUCCCGUACAGCUCAUUCGCUGUUUGAUCUAUCUUUGCAUUAUUCCACCAAUGGAUCAGAGAGCAAUUCCCACAGGAGACGAGGAGAAUCCACCUCGUAAAAAUUGUUCAUUUCUCCCACAACCAAUGACGGAACUAAAAUGGAAACUAAUAUCAGGGUACAGAUGGAUUCUUAGAAGAGUUUCCAUUUUAAUCAGAGGAGUGGAUGACAUAAAACAAAAGCACACAUUGGCAAUAUUGCUAGCCAAAAGGCUAAUUGCAAAAGAAACUGAUUGGAGCCAUUACACGUAUGGUGAAAGUUCAACCGAACCCUGGAAAAAUCAAGCACAAACCGAUCACUCAGUUCCUCUGCACCCUAUUGAACGCCGCCCUAAUUUGCAUUUUGCUGCAGUUACUACUGCUAGCUCACCUAGAAAUAAUAGAAUGAGAAAUCCGCUAAUUCAAGCUGUGGAGAACAGCAUUGAAGAGCUGGUUGAAGCAAUACUAGAAAGAUUCCCAGAUGCAGCCUACACUGUUGACAGGAAUGGAAAGAAUAUACUGCAUAUAGCAGUGGAGCAGAAAGAUAAACUGUUAUACGACUACUUGAAGACAAAAGUUCGCAAGGAUAUGAUGCUGAGAGCCAUUGACAACCGAGGAAACACCAUUCUGCAUCUUGCAACAAAUGAAGGAACUAGUCCUAGGAUUCUUCUCGGACAUUUGAACCAGAUGGCAUGGGAUGUAUGUUGGUUUAAGCGGAUAUGGUAUGAUUCUUGCUGUCAUUUUCAAUACCAUCGUAACUUAGAUGGGAAGACCGCAAGGGAAAUAUUUCAAGAAAAGCAUGUCACCCUGCGGGAAAAUGCCGAGAAGGCACUCAAAGAUAUGAACAAUGGGCUAAUGUUGGUUUCUACUCUCAUCGGCACUGUCAACUAUGCGACAUUGUUUAGCAUCCCUGGGGGUUAUGUUGACGAUAAUGAAAGUAAAAGCUUUGGUCGUCCAAAAUUUUUUAGCACCAAAAAAGAAGAUCAACUUUUGGUAUUUCUAUGGUACACUGGGGUAGCUCUAUUUUCCUCCGUAAUUGCAUUGGCAAGCAUGCUUGUGAUUCAGCUGUCCAGGUUUACUGACGACGACUUCUUCAUGACCUUGCCGCUUAAAUACGUUGGUGCUUUGGCUGCUCUAUUUAUCUCUGCCAUCUUCACAGUUGCAGCUUGUGUUGAGACCUACCUUAUUAUUGAAAUAAAUGUAAAUCCAUACUAUCUAAUGUGGCCACUCGUAGGCUUCCUAAUCCUUAUUUCUAUAGACGUGGUCUACUUGACCUUUGAUUACAUGUAUUUUGCUAUUCGUUGUGCCUUUUCAUUUACCGGCCAGGAAAUGUAACACCUACUCCUCCAAAUCUUUUUGGUUUUCUUUA
Diospyros lotus (date-plum) is the source of this 2321-nucleotide messenger RNA. Its product is annotated as protein ACCELERATED CELL DEATH 6-like. The transcript is spliced from 6 exons. Gene Ontology annotation, molecular function: protein binding. The record is from RefSeq and is a predicted model, not a curated record. Lineage: Eukaryota; Viridiplantae; Streptophyta; Magnoliopsida; Ericales; Ebenaceae. Bases 257 to 2287 code for a protein of 676 amino acids.